Messenger RNA from Papilio polytes (common Mormon), 2391 nucleotides. RefSeq names its product structural maintenance of chromosomes protein 5 (gene SMC5). Gene Ontology annotation, molecular function: ATP binding; ATP hydrolysis activity. The coding region runs from base 1 to 2391 and encodes 796 amino acids. Gene Ontology annotation, biological process: double-strand break repair via homologous recombination. The record is from RefSeq and is a predicted model, not a curated record. NCBI's taxonomy places the organism in Eukaryota, Metazoa, Arthropoda, Insecta, Lepidoptera, Papilionidae. Gene Ontology annotation, cellular component: Smc5-Smc6 complex. The transcript has 15 exons.
AUGUCAAAAGUAUUCAAUAACGAAGGUGUAAAAGCCGGUUGCAUUUACCGGAUAGCUCUUGAGAAUUUUGUGACAUACAAACAAGUAGUAUUAUAUCCAAGUCAAUCAUUAAAUUUGAUAAUCGGACCCAACGGAACUGGAAAAUCGACUUUUGUUUGUGCAAUAGUUUUGGGUCUUUGUGGAAAAACCAGUGUUAUUGGACGUGCUAAAAAGAUAUCAGAGUUUGUAAGAAGUGGAUGUGAAGAAUCUACAAUAGAGAUAGAACUCUACAGAAAUAUGGGUGAAAGAAAUGUUAUAAUAACAAGAAACUUUAACCUCAGAGAUGUUUCUACUUGGGCGAUAGAUCAUAAAACUGUUAGAGAGAAACAAGUACUGGAGCUAAUUGAAUCUUUAAAUAUACAGGUGGACAAUCUCUGUCAAUUACUACCUCAAGAUAGAGUACAGGAUUUCUCUAAGAUGAAUCCACAAGAGUUGUUGCGCAGCACAUUGUCCGCAGUCGGGGGACUUGAGAGUGUGGCACAACUUGACGAGUUAAUAGAAUGCAGAAAUAAACAUAGAGGACUAUCAACUAAAGUACAGAAUAAUGCCCAAUUGUUACAAGAACAGAUACGGCUUAAUGAGAGAUUAAAAACGAUAAUAGAUGGUAUGCAUCAAAGGAAAGAGAUAGAGAAGCAGAUAGAGAUUUGUGAAAAAAAGAAACUUUGGGUAGAGUAUCAAACUCUUAGAGAAAGAGUAAUAGAAUGUGAAAGAGAUAAGAAAGAAGCUGUGAAACUUGUUAAUACACAUAAAAGGAAAAUGGAACCAUUGGAAAAAAUCAUUGAUAAAGCUAAAGUGGGAAUAAGUAAAUUGGAACAGGAGAAAUUAGCUACUAAUCGUGAAGUCCAUUCCUUAAAAGAUAAUAUAAAAGAAGCGAUCAGUUCAGCGCGACAACAGGAAUACCAAUUGAAAGAUCUAGAAGCUUCUCUGCAAGAGAAAUUGGACAGACAACAGAAUAAAGAAAGAGAAUUACUUGAAGCUAAUGCUAAAUUGGAAAAACUAAGGAACGAUAAGAAAAUGUUAAUAGAAAAAAUCGGCGAUGAGACUCAAAUAAAAAUGGAACUAGCAGAGUUACAAAAACCGAUAGCUGCCAACAAUGCUACAAUAGAAAGAUUCAAGAAACAGAAAUUAGAACUACAAUAUGACCUUGACAAUAAUAUUAAACCACAAAUCAGACUGUUCCAAAACAAAAUAAAUAACUUAGAGAAUGUAGAUGCUAAGCGUUUAGAAGUACUGAGAUCUUACAGCGAGGAUUGUUAUAAAGCAGUUAUGUGGCUAAGAGAAAACAAACAAAUGUUCUCAAAACCUGUAUAUGAACCAAUGAUGUUAGAAAUAAACUUCACGGAGGCGAAGUUCGCACGUUAUUUGGAAGCGACAGUGCCCGCGCGGGAUCUCGCCGCCUUCACAUUCGAGAGCAGCGCCGACAUGAACCUGUUCCUGCAGCAAGUGCGGCGCGCCCAGGGGCUGAAGCUAGUCAACGCUAUCUGCAGCUGCCCCGGCGCCCUGCACAGACCUGAUGUUACACAACUUAGAUUAACAAAACAUCAAGAGACUUCUCGGCAACACAGUAUAAGGAUGGAAGAAAUUGACAAUAAACUGAUGUCUUUAGAAACCGAAUUAAACAAGUUAAACGCAGCGAGGAGAGUUAUUCAUGAAAAUGUUGAAAAAGUUAGAACACUAUCCGCACAAAUCCGUCUACAAAUAAAAAAGGUAGAAGAUAUUGAGAACGAGCCGACAUUGAAUAUAGAAGUGGAGAGAAGUAGAUGUAAACAGAAGCAGCGGGAGUGCGUCAUGAAGCUGUGCCAACGACAUCAGGAAUUAACUGGCACUAUGAGAAGAUUGCAGGAUAAAAUCAUUAGUAUGGAGAUAUGUAAGGUGAAAUUAGAUUUUAACAGACACUCCAUAGUUUGUGAAGAAAGAAAAUUACGAGAAUUGAAAUACGAGAUGAGAAACGUGGAAGCAACAUUAGAGAACAUAGAUAAUCAACUAAUUCGUGUAAAAACGAAUGCCAAAGAGAAGCUAAUCGAGGCCAAAAGAUGUUGUAAUAAUAAACUACCGAACGACCCCGACUUUCCUUACACUGAGGACUUUGCGGUGCUGCCCAGUGAGGUCAAUGAAUUGAUGGCGCACUGCUACGAGCUGCAGGCCAGGGUUAACUGCAUGGAUGAAGGGGAUGACAGGGCCGUAAAGGAGUAUGAAGAACGUGAGCAGAUGAUAGCAAAACUGAAGAAUGACGUAGAGAGCUCCGGUGACGUCAGCAAACAGCUCGAAAUCAAAAUGAACCGUAUCAAGCAGUUUGAAAGCGCCAGUGGUAGAAAAAUUGAGAAGCAAAAGGUUAGCGAUAGAAAUAGUUAA